AAUAUUUUAAAUUAUUGCUGAAACUUUAAAAAAAAAACACUACUACUAAAUACAAUGCAAUUUGUUCACAGAGAGUCUAAAUAAAAUUGGAUACGAAAGUACUUUUGUUCGUUUAAAUUAUACUGCAUUUCUAAACAGAAUUUUCUUCAUAAGUCAUGAUUUCAAGGAUUUUGAAAAUAGAAUGUUAAAAAAAAAAAAAAAAUGUUUAUCAGAAAAGCCUGUACCAGAUGAUGCACGAGCAUGUUCAGAAUUAAAUGAUGCACAAAAAUGUUUAUUUAAGGAAUCUGAAAAUAAUUGGGCGUAUCGCUACGAAUGUGCCAUGUUAACUCCAAUAUAUCAAACUGAAUUAGAGAAUCCACAAUCCUGGUGUUAUAAUAUAUUUGCAGCUGCUAAAAAUAAAGACCCGACAAGUUCAGCUGCUAUGAAAAAAGACCCGACAAGUUCAGCUGCUAUGAAAAAAGACCCGACAAGUUCAGCUGCUAUAAAAAAAGACCCGACAAGUUUAGGUUCAUUUAAAAGUAAGUAUAUUUAUUAAAUUUAAGUAAAAGCAUCAAUUUAAAAUCAUAAAAUUAAUGAUGUAGGUAAUAUGCGUACCAACAUUUUUGAUUUUUUAAAAGAGAAGAUUAAUUAUAAAGAAAAAUAUUUAUUGAUAAAUCGUUAUAAUCGAAUUCAUCAUUCCAGUGACCUAUUUAUAAGGUUGCGAAGGGGUCUGGCAUUUUCUGAUCUGUGUACUAGGUACUGUACUAUAUUAUAAGAAAUGCUAAAUAUUAUAUGGUAUUUAAUCUAGUGAUCCCCCAUUAAAAGAUUUCUGGCUAUGCCACUGUAUGCAAGUAUAAAAAAACAGCAAAAACAAUUUUAUCUAUUUUUUUAUCUAGAUAAAAUUAUAUUUAUCUACUAUCUUUAUCUAGAUACUUUUGGAAUUUCUAGAUAAAUUCCCCUCAAUAAUCUAUUAUCUUUAUCUGGAUAAUAUUUUAGUUAGGUAUCUAUUCCCAACACUAGUAACGAUCAUGCGCUUGAAGCGUAUUAAGUAUAGAUGAUUGUAAGUGUAAAUGUCAUAUUCUUUGUAAAAUUUAAAAUAUAUAUAAUAUAUAUUGCUUUUUUAUGAUCGUACUUAAGUUUUUUACACUAUUAACUAUAUUUUAUAGGCUAUACAAAAAAAUAACGAAUAACAUAGUGACCUAUACUAUGGUCUAUGAUGAUCGUUCUUUACAAUACAAUAUAAAAAAGUACACAUAAGUUAUAAAAUAUAUGCUUAAAAAUCAUUCUAUAAAAUAAUUAAAUUCAUCAUGUGAUUUAAAUUCCUGUUAUAUUAUGCAUAUUAUUAUUUGAUACUUUUUAUGACCGGUAAUUGUACUAAGAACAGUCUGAAAUAUUUUCUCUAAUAAAUUACGUUUUGGG
This is a messenger RNA of Aphis gossypii (cotton aphid), 1398 nucleotides long. RefSeq lists its product as uncharacterized. The coding region runs from base 182 to 535 and encodes 117 amino acids. Lineage: Eukaryota; Metazoa; Arthropoda; Insecta; Hemiptera; Aphididae. The transcript is spliced from 13 exons. The record is from RefSeq and is a predicted model, not a curated record.